Messenger RNA from Danio rerio (zebrafish), 2446 nucleotides. RefSeq names its product sp9 transcription factor (gene sp9). NCBI's taxonomy places the organism in Eukaryota, Metazoa, Chordata, Actinopteri, Cypriniformes, Danionidae. Gene Ontology annotation, cellular component: nucleus. The record is from RefSeq and is marked provisional. Gene Ontology annotation, biological process: embryonic pectoral fin morphogenesis; embryonic limb morphogenesis; positive regulation of fibroblast growth factor receptor signaling pathway.
CUAGCUGUCUAGGAAAGGCCCUGGAUAUGGCUACGUCUAUACUUGGGGUAAGUGCGCAAAUUCUGAUAUAUUUUAAUUCGACGUUUUUUAUUAUUAUUAUUCUUUUAUCGUUGUUGUUGUUAGCAUGUCACUAUUGCUUGCUCGCAUUCAAACCUCCAAGUAACUUUUAGAUGCAUUCCUUAAAACAAAUGUUUUCCAUUCAAGAAAACGCUCUUGUUUUUUAUGAAGAAAAGGGAGUUUUUUUAGAAUUAUAAAAAAACUUCGAUAAAAUAUGAAUAAUCUGUGAAAUAACGUUAAUUUGUACUGCAGAAAGGUCACUUCUUGGUUAAAAAUACAAUAAUAACAAAGCACUAAAAUUAAGUAUGUGUUAGCAAUUAUUAAAUGGCUACCAUAAUGAAUAUGUACAAUUAUUUUCUAAAGCUUUUUAGACAACUCUUUAAUAAAAAUGAAUCUGCGCAUUGAGCGCUUUAUUCGAUGUUUGGGUUUUAUUUGGGGGAGUCAUUGACACUUGUAAAACUAUUUGAUUCUCACACAAGCCAGCUAUGUUUUAUAGUCUAGUAAAGAGCACAAACUUUUCAUCCACACAGGAAGAGCCGCGGUUUGGAACUACCCCUUUAGCGAUGCUGGCUGCGACCUGCAACAAAAUUGGCAACACCAGUCCCCUCACGACUCUCCCCGACUCCAGUGCGUUCUCCAAAGGCGGAUUUCACCCCUGGAAAAGAUCCUCGUCGAGCUGCAAUUUGGGCUCCAGCCUGCCUGGAUUCACAGUCGCCACAAGCCGAAGCACCUCCGGACUAACGACCACCACCGGCGCGGGCAACAGCGCGUUCUGCCUGGCCUCGACCUCUCCGACCUCCUCGGCUUUCUCCGCCGAAUACAGCAGCUUGUUCUCCAACACAACCAGCGUUUCGUCGCAGGACUCGGGACAGUCUGCGUUCAUUUCCAAAGUUCACUCUUCUGCAGACACUUUAUACCCGCGCGUCGGCAUGGCGCACCCGUACGAAUCCUGGUACAAGUCCGGCUUUCACUCCACUAUUUCGGGCGAUGUGGCCAACGGGGCGUCCACGUGGUGGGACGUGCACACAAACCCGGGCUCGUGGCUCGAAGUGCAAAAUCCAGCUGGCACUUUGCAAAGUUCGUUGCACUCCGGGACCCCCCAAGCCAUCCACUCCCAGCUAAGCGGCUACAACCCGGACUUCUCCAGCCUCACGCACUCCGCGUUUAGCUCCACUGGCAUCAGCCCCACCGCGUCUCACCUCCUGUCCACUAGUCAACACCUGUUGACACAGGAGGGGUUCAAAACUGUGAUUCCCACAUACACGGACGCGUCAGCCACGAAUGCCAUGAUAUCGGGCGCCAGCUCUGGCAUCGGGACUUCAUCCAGAUCCUCCAGGAGAUACUCCGGGCGGGCCACAUGCGACUGCCCGAACUGCCAAGAGGCGGAGCGGCUUGGGCCUGCAGGCGCCAGCCUGCGGAGAAAAGGACUUCAUAGCUGUCACAUCCCGGGCUGCGGGAAAGUCUACGGGAAAACAUCUCACCUCAAAGCGCACCUGAGGUGGCACACCGGUGAGAGGCCCUUUGUGUGCAACUGGCUUUUUUGCGGUAAAAGAUUCACCAGAUCCGACGAGCUCCAGAGGCACCUGCGCACCCACACCGGGGAGAAGAGGUUUGCGUGCCCGGUGUGCAACAAGCGCUUCAUGAGGAGCGACCACUUGAGCAAACACAUCAAAACACACACCGCUGGAGGCGGAGGCAAAAAGGGAAGCGACAGCGACACCGACACCAGCAACCUGGAGACCCCCAGGUCCGAGUCGCCCGAACUGAUUUUGGAGGGUGUAAACCCACGGGUCACGGUCAAAGAUCAGUCUCCGCACCACGAGUCCUGAGCGCGAUUUUACGACAAUGACCUCAAAGCGUUUGUUUCUCUCUCCCCCCUCUCUCCAAGGUGAAUCAAGAAAAGGAAACGGGUCUGGAGUAUGUGACAUUUCUUGAGACUUUUGCAUUGGAAAGAGUGAAUUCAGUGCAACACUGGCUAUAAUUCUGCUCCGCACAGACAAACACCUCACUUUUCAGGACGAUUCAAAGUCUCGGAAAGGCUCGGUAUUUUAAUAAGAGUGGACAUUCGGUGUGGAAUCAGUGCGCGGUAGAGGAACUAAAUAGCCUAGCUUUGGCUGAGCUAACUGUGUACAUAUAUCCACAAAAAUAUCAUGUUAUUUUUUUCCCUCCUGUAAAUGUUACUUAUGACUGUUUUGUGGUGGAUCCUGAAAUUCAGGGAAUUUUCUUUCCUUUCGACGCACUUUGUGGAUGUCAGUAUGUAUGUUACACAGCUAUUUAAAAUUCAUUUAACCUUUCCUUUACCUGGCUAAAAAAAUAUAUAAAUGUUUAAUUGUAUAAAGUCACGCUUAUAAGGCUUUCAUUUUGUAAUUAAAGGGAUUUAAAAUCUAAA